AUGUUCUCUCGCUCUGUCACCCGUGCGGCGCGCAACGUUCGCGUCGCUCCCGUGGUUGCCCGAUCUGUUCGUCCCUUCACCAAUAGUGUCCGCCAGAGUGAGCCAGUCCCAGAGGUAGUCGCUGCGACGGAGGUCAAGCACUCGUCCUACGCAGCUGGCUCCGUCGAGAGAUCAACUAUCAAGGUUGAUCAGAGCGCCGUCGAGUCUUCUGGUCCCCUCAACCACACCACCUACAGCUCCCUUCCCCCUACUAUGCAAAAGUAUGCCUUGGUCAACAAGGUCGUCGUCGUUACUGGUGGCGCCCGUGGACUCGGAUACAACAUGGCCCAGGCCUGCAUCGAGGCUGGCGCAAAGGCGUUGAUCAUUCUCGACGCGAACUCUCAGACCGGAGAGGAAGCAGUCGCAUCUUUACACAAGUUCGCCGGCCUGACUGUCCCCGUGGCCUUCUUCAACGUUGACGUUCGGGAUGAGAACGCUAUCAACGAGUCCAUCAACGCGGUCGUGCAGGCCUAUGGUGUACCCGAUGUUCUGAUCAACUCUGCCGGAAUUGCCGACUCCAACAUCCCUGCCGAGAAGUACGAUACUACAAUGUUCAGACGUCUGAUCGACAUCAACCUCAACGGCACCUUCCUGAUGGCCCAGGCCGUCGGCAAGCACAUGAUCGAGGCGAAAAAGGGCGGCUCCAUGGUCUUCAUCGCCUCCAUGUCCGGAGGCAUCGUCAACUACCCCCAAGAGCAGAGCUGCUACAACGCCUCCAAGGCGGGUGUCAUCCAGCUCGGCAAGUCGCUCGCCGCCGAGUGGGCCAAGUUCGGCAUCCGCGUCAACAUGAUCUCCCCCGGCUACAUGGACACCGCCCUCAACAACGUCCCCGCCCUCGACGCCCAGAAGAAGAUCUGGAAGUCGCUCACCCCGCAGAACCGCCUCGGUGCCGUCGACGACCUCAACGGUCUCGCCGUCCUCCUGGCGUCCGACGCCUCCGCCUUCAUGACGGGCUCCAACGUCAUCAUUGACGGCGGCUACACCUUGUACUGA
Messenger RNA from Drepanopeziza brunnea f. sp. 'multigermtubi' MB_m1, 1032 nucleotides. RefSeq lists its product as uncharacterized. Gene Ontology annotation, molecular function: oxidoreductase activity, acting on the CH-OH group of donors, NAD or NADP as acceptor. NCBI's taxonomy places the organism in Eukaryota, Fungi, Ascomycota, Leotiomycetes, Helotiales, Drepanopezizaceae. The record is from RefSeq and is a predicted model, not a curated record.